AUGUCCCUCAACAAGUCAUGGCGGCCCCUGCCGCUCCAGCCGUCUCCCGACCUGCCCGUCCUUCUGGUAUCGUUCCAUACAGAGACGUCGGCGUACACUAUUCAUAUCACUGAUAUGGCUAAUAUGUGGACCGAAUCACUUGAUCGCAAGCAAAUUUUCAUGAGAGGGUGGAGUGAAAACACCAGUAUCGACCCCAGUGAUACUCCAGAUAACACGGUCAAAUUCUUGGCAAGUAUAAGUACUGCUUUGGACACUUCCCAGCCAGGUCACUACGAAACGAGUCUUUGCUUAGACCAUGAUAAUAGGUCUGAAGCAGGCGAGGACGAUCUUGUUCUGAGAAUCACCUGCGAAAUCCCUGGACUGCAGCCACUCCAAUGGCCCAUGUACUUGAAGAAAUUACCCGCAAUCAACAUAGCCACGAACCUUGUGCUCCCACUAAUACAAACACACCAUGCAAAAGACCUGGAAAUUGCAUCUCUAAUCCAGAGCCUGGGACAAAAAGAUGCAGCCCUCACCAGACUCCUAGAUAAACUAGAAGCUAUGGGAACAGGCAUGGAACAUAUCUUCCAUACUUUGUCCGGGAAGAAAAAGGUUUCCAGGGCCGCAGCGGCCGAGAAGGUGCCUGGCCUUGCGCCUUUCGAUCGUCGGCGCUGGAAGGCGGAUCUUCAGUAUAAACAAGACAGUCCCGAUAACCCGCAAUCAUUAGUAGAGAGUGUUUUCGAAAAUGGGGGACUCGAAUUCGAGCCCAUGUCAAACAGCACCGAGUCACCUCAACUAGAUCAAUGGUGGCGGAAUUUUGAAGGCGUUUCGUCUGUUGCACACCAACAGCAGCACAAGGCGGCUGUCGCGGACAGCUCCUUGAUUCCAAAGGACACGGAGAUAAUUCCUGUCGAGGAUGGAGAUGACGACUUUCAGGUUCAAUCUACACCCCCGCACCUUGCGUCCAAACGGAAAUCGAUCGACGCAAAGGAGACACUGGCCACUGAUGAUGCCUCUACAGAAGGCGAAUCGGCGGGUAGUGUAUCACCAGUCCGAAACGCACAAAAGGUGGACAAGCCAACCCGUCGUCUGGGUGCACUUGGUAAAAAGAAGCAGUCAACACCACCUCCUUCCCCUGGCCCGGUACUAUCUCAGAGAAGGUCAGAUUCAAAGAGUCAGCAGCAAGACGAUUCGGAGACGGCAUCCGAAGCAGAAGAGGACGAUGUAGUAGUUUCACCUCCAGCCAAGGACCCAACCCCAUCGUCUGUUUCUCCUGCCCGGCCACUGGCAAAGAAGAGUGGCCUUGGACGCAUUGGAGGGGCUAAAUCAAAGCUCCCGGCUGAGAAAAGCUCUGCACCUGAUGAACCUGAGGUGAUUGAAAUCAGCGAGCCCAGCACAGCUGCAGUUUCGUAUCGCCCGCCCCGGAAGUUGGGUGUCAUUGGGAGACAAACGGCCAAGGUGGAUGAGUCAACACCAAAUUCUGAUGAAAGGGGUCAACGGGGUCGGUCUGCUGUAAAGGAAGCUACACCAGAGCCGAAAGUAAGAGAAACUUCGCAGGAACGGGCUGACAGACGGCGCGAGGAACUCAAAAAGGACCUCGAGAAGAAGGUGGCAGCUGGUCCCGCGAAGAAGAAACGAAGGUUUUAG
Fusarium pseudograminearum CS3096 is the source of this 1626-nucleotide messenger RNA. RefSeq lists its product as uncharacterized. Gene Ontology annotation, molecular function: DNA end binding. Lineage: Eukaryota; Fungi; Ascomycota; Sordariomycetes; Hypocreales; Nectriaceae. The coding region runs from base 1 to 1626 and encodes 541 amino acids. Gene Ontology annotation, cellular component: DNA ligase IV complex; nucleus. Gene Ontology annotation, biological process: double-strand break repair via nonhomologous end joining. The record is from RefSeq and is a predicted model, not a curated record. The transcript has a single exon.